Molecule: messenger RNA, 546 nt
Organism: Ascochyta rabiei
Lineage: Eukaryota; Fungi; Ascomycota; Dothideomycetes; Pleosporales; Didymellaceae
Product: RNase MRP subunit
Exons: 2
Coding region: 1-546 (181 amino acids)
Biological process (GO): maturation of 5.8S rRNA from tricistronic rRNA transcript (SSU-rRNA, 5.8S rRNA, LSU-rRNA); nuclear-transcribed mRNA catabolic process, RNase MRP-dependent
Cellular component (GO): ribonuclease MRP complex
Molecular function (GO): rRNA primary transcript binding
Source: RefSeq, a predicted model, not a curated record
AUGGGCCCCAUCCCUACCUCUCAGACCACCAAGAUGGCUACUCCAAUCUCCGCCGCCCCGCUGUCCAAUGCAUCGCAGCAUGAGAAGGCCAUGCUUAUUGACAUCUACGAGCUGCUGAAUAAGCUGUUCGUGCGCAACCGCAACCAGCAUCGCCGCAGCCACUGGUGGAAGAGCCUGCACGCGUUCCGGAAGCAACUCGCCCUUCUUCUCUCAGAAAUGGAGACAGGCAGGAAGUCAGAGCGCGACACCAAGAUUGAAGCCAGGCUGCAUUACUGGGACGAGAAAUGCGUGCACGUGUGGUACUGCCAGUUCUCGCAGCUCAUCGCCGUAGGACCAUUCGCUAUGCUGGGCUUGGUCAUGAUGGCGUCUGUUGCGCGGCUAUGUCGCAUCACGGGCAUUACGACUGCGUAUGAGGAGAUUGCCUCGGGCGACAUCCAGGGUGUCCUGAGCGCCAACGAUGAGCUGGCCAUGGCGAGCGAGUUUGGUGGUGUCAUCGAUGAGGAGGUAGAGUGGGACGAGGGCGUCGUGAUUGCAAGAGAGGACUAA